GACAGAUUGAUGGGACUUGAGUAUUCUAGAUAGCUACCUAUGCAUCCCAUUCAACGUAAUCCUACUCGGUAGCGAAAGUGCCGCCAAGCCUUCCGUCAUCCUUGAGGCUCGAGAUGCAUUUCGAGGCGUCUGCCAGCGUUUAUCUGCACCAUGUCUCGUGCGACCUUGGCCUGCAAGGCAACAAGAAUAUUCCUUGUCCCUCUCGCGUGAAGGUCAUACUAAUUGUUCCGGAUGCUUUCUCCGCCCUAGAUCUACGGUGGCUUGACAUGAUCUUGCGCUACGCUAGCUAUCUCAGCCGCAACCCUGUCAAGAUCGCCACUACAACCAUAGCCACGACCAUCGACACCGCCAUCCUUCGAGUCCUAGAACAUGAUUGACUCAUAUAGAACC
Molecule: messenger RNA, 390 nt
Organism: Aureobasidium subglaciale EXF-2481
Lineage: Eukaryota; Fungi; Ascomycota; Dothideomycetes; Dothideales; Saccotheciaceae
Exons: 1
Source: RefSeq, a predicted model, not a curated record